AUGUCUUUUAUCAAAGACUAUACUCCACAACUAAAAGAAAUAAACCAAUUAAAUAAUACUGAUCAAUACAAAGAACUUGAAAAACAAUUAGAUUAUUUAGAUAGACAUGAACAAAUGAAAAUACGUCAAAAAUCAUUAUUUAAAACUCAUAUAAAAUAUACAAACUGUGUUCAAUGUCACAAAACAAUACUUUUAUCUUUAACAAUUAAUUGUCAGUUUUGUGGUUUAAAUGACAUUUGUCUUGAUUGUUGUGAUAUUAUAGAAUACCACUUUCCUCCUAAUAGAUUUAAUAGUAAACUUGAAAAAUAUGAUAUAUAUUCAUGUUCAUAUUGUUCAACAAAAUAUAAAAAAUAUCUCCUUUAUAAACAAAUCCAAUUCGACAGAAAACAUUGGAAAGAAAAUUUAAUAUCAAAAUAUUAUAAAUCUAUAUUAAAACUAAUUGGUCAAUUCGAUCAACAACAAACUGAACUCUCUUCUUUACAAAAUGAAUUUUAUAAUUAUUUCACAAAUGAUAUUUCACUUUUGGAAUCAAAUUUAAUUCAUAGAAUAGACCUUUGUUCUAAUGCUUUACUCUUAUUCUGUAAAGAUUUAAGAUCUCUUCAACAAGUAAUGAAAGAUCAAAAAUUAACCCAACUCAAUACAAGAGAAAAAGAUGUAUUUACUUCUAUAAAAUGUCUUCUUCAAUUAAAAAUGAAUGAUGUCCUUAUUGCUGAAAAUGAAGUUGCUAUUCUUCAAAGAACUAUUGUACCUUUCAAACCAAAAAAGAUUCAGAGUGACCAAUGCUUUUAUGGAUUGAAUUCGUUAAUUAACUUAAUACAACCUUCUUCACAUAAUCAAUUUAUUAUUUCUCCACGUAUUGUAAACUCAUUACCACAAAUUAUCACAAUCCAAUCUCAGUUGAUAACAUCUUCUACUAGGUUCUUUAUUAAAAACAAAGAAUUAUAUAAUAAAAUGAUUCCAAUAACUCCAGGCUAUUUUGUGUUUGAAUUAACCUCAGGAGUUGGUAUGAUUCCACUAAGAUUUAGAGAACGGUUAACAACAUUUGAAAUACCUUAUGCAUUAUUUGUUGUUCUUGAUGCUAAAAAAACAAUAAAGAAAUAA
Entamoeba nuttalli P19 is the source of this 1101-nucleotide messenger RNA. RefSeq lists its product as hypothetical. The record is from RefSeq and is a predicted model, not a curated record. Lineage: Eukaryota; Evosea; Mastigamoebida; Endamoebidae. The transcript is spliced from 2 exons. The coding region runs from base 1 to 1101 and encodes 366 amino acids.